AUGAAGGCUCAAGUUGUUCUUCAAAUUCUCUUGGCUACGGCCCACCUCGCUGUUGCUCAAGGAGGCGGUAAUGGAGGUAAUGGUAAUGGCAACGGCCAAGGCAAUGGUAACGGUCAAGGCAAUGGUAACGGUCAAGGCAAUGGUAACGGUCAAGGCAAUGGUAACGGUCAAGGCAAUGGUCAAGGCUAUUACCCACCACCAGCAAAGGAGACUUUGAUUUCCACAGCUAGUGGAUCAUCAAGCGUCGGUCAAGUUCAAUCUUCAAACUGCCAAUGUUACCCAUGGGGUGAUGGAGCAGCAGGUCUAGAUGCCAGUACCUUACAGUUGCAAGGUGCCACUACAAACGCAGACUCUAGCUUCCUUCAUAUCAUUGACACCACUCCCCCCAAGAGACCAUGGAAGAGACAACGUGGUGGAGAUGGCGACAAUGACCGAGGAAACGGCGGGCGGAAGCCAAAGACAAGCACAUCAGCACCAGCAGCAGCUUCAGCCUCAGUAGAUGCCACUCAAGUUGGUAUCAACGCAGUUGGUGGUGCUAGCUCCUGGUCAGGCCCAUAUGGCUCUGGCGCCUAUGGUGGCCCAGCCAUUGGUGCCAACUACCAAGAUAUUGAUGGAAGCUGCGUGUGCCCUCCAGGUCAAAAGCCUUACCCCAAGCCAAAGGGUGAUGCCGAGUCUAGCCCUACCCCUAUCGCUCCAACUCCAGAAGCAACUGGAGGUGCUGGAGGACGCCCUGGAAGUAACAACGGUGGUAACAGUGGAAACAACGGUAAUGGCAAUGGCAAUGGCAAUGGAAACGGAAAUGGCAACGGUAACGAGAAUGGUAACGAGAACGAGAAUGAAAAUGAGAACGAAAAUGAGAACGAGAACGAGAAUGUAAGGAGAUCUCUGAUCUUGCACUUCCUGCCCUCCACUACCAACGUCAACCAGAACUCCAACACCAAUGUUAAUGUCAAUGACAAUACCAACGCCAACAUUAACAAGAACUUGGGUUUCAACCUCAACAGUCUCACCAACAACAACGGCUGGGGACCAUGGUACGGAGGAAGCAAGGCUGCUGCAGUCGCCGCUGACCCAGCCGGAACUGCCCUUCCCGCCACCAGCCCCGCUGCUACCGAUGCCACCUCCCCUGACACCUUCGUCCCCCAGGCCUCCACUGGCGAUGCCUCCGGAGUUGAACAAUUCACCGGUGCAGGAAGCAGCAUUGCCAUCUCCGCAUGGGGAUUCCUCGCUGCCGUUUUCGCCAUCGCAAACGUCUUGUAG
This is a messenger RNA of Sclerotinia sclerotiorum 1980 UF-70, 1260 nucleotides long. RefSeq lists its product with no specific name. The transcript is spliced from 6 exons. Lineage: Eukaryota; Fungi; Ascomycota; Leotiomycetes; Helotiales; Sclerotiniaceae. Bases 1 to 1260 code for a protein of 419 amino acids. The record is from RefSeq and is a predicted model, not a curated record.